AAUUUUAGCUUCUUUUUAGACAAAAUCUGCGAUACAGUUAGACCCUCGUCCAGAGUACCGUCUAGCACGACUUAUAACUACGUUCACCGCAUCAGGCGAACUGCCUGAAGUUUCUAGCAUCGACCAACAUUCAUGUACCAUGAGCUCUAGAAUUUUGUCAGCUCGAUCUGCCAAUGCGCUCAUUAAGUUACCUUCGAAAACCGCACAAAAAUCGUGUAUCGACAAGGGAGAAAUUGUUGAGGUCAUUAUAAUUGGGCCUAUAACUUAG
This is a messenger RNA of Dracunculus medinensis (Guinea worm), 268 nucleotides long. Lineage: Eukaryota; Metazoa; Nematoda; Chromadorea; Rhabditida; Dracunculidae. The record is from the annotation of a GenBank genome assembly.